UCCCGGAGCCACAGUCUUGCUGGGUGACUAAUUCUGAGUUUGUGCUGUAGAGUGGAUCUGUGAAGGCAGGGAAGAUGCCAGAAGGGGAGAAAAUGAGACAGUGUAAACAAGAAGAGGAGCAGCAGCAGAAAGAAGAGGAGCGGGAGGGUCUUAUCGAAUUCUACAGUUCCUACCAGGAGCUAUUCCAGUUCUUCUGCAGCAACACAACCAUCCACGGGGCUAUCCGCCUGGUGUGCUCCAAAAAGAAUAAGAUGAAGACAGCCUUCUGGUCCGUUCUCUUCUUUCUCACCUUCGGCUUAAUGUACUGGCAGUUCGGGAUCCUCUAUAGAGAGUACUUCAGCUACCCUGUCAACCUCAACCUCAACCUGAACUCUGACAGGCUGACUUUCCCGGCUGUGACGCUGUGCACCCUCAAUCCGUACAGAUACAGCGCCAUCCGAAAGCAGCUGGAUAAGCUGGACCAAAUCACUCAGCAGACACUGCUAGACCUCUAUGACUACAACAUGUCUCUGCCACAAAGAGACUGGUCCACAUCGUCCACACAAAAGCGUAGCACAAGGAGCCUGCUCCAUCAUGUCCAGCGCCAUCCUUUGCGGAGACAGAAGCGGGAUAACUUGGUCAACUUGCCAGAGAACAGUCCCUCAGUGGACAAGAAUGACUGGAAAAUUGGCUUUGUUCUGUGCAGUGAAAACAACGACUGUUUCCAUCAGGCGUACUCCUCGGGAGUGGAUGCUGUGCGGGAAUGGUACAGCUUUCACUACAUCAAUAUCCUGGCGCAGGUGCCUGAUGCAAAAGCCCUGGAUGAGUCUGACUUUGAGAAUUUCAUCUAUGCCUGCCGCUUCAAUGAGGCAACGUGUGACAAGGCGAACUACACCCACUUCCACCACCCCUUGUAUGGGAACUGCUAUACCUUUAAUGACAACAGCAGCAGCGUGUGGACAUCCUCGCUGCCUGGGAUCAAUAAUGGUCUCUCUCUGGUGGUGCGCACCGAGCAGAAUGAUUUCAUCCCUCUGCUGUCCACGGUGACAGGAGCCAGGGUCAUGGUCCAUGAUCAGAAUGAGCCAGCCUUCAUGGAUGAUGGGGGUUUCAAUGUUCGUCCUGGCAUUGAGACCUCCAUCAGCAUGAGAAAGGAGAUGACCGUGCGCCUUGGGGGCAGUUACAGCGAUUGCACAGAGGAUGGCAGUGACGUGCCAGUGCAAAACCUGUACUCAUCCCGCUACACCGAGCAGGUCUGCAUUCGCUCCUGCUUUCAGCUCAACAUGGUAGAACGCUGUGGCUGUGCAUAUUACUUCUAUCCCUUGCCCGACGGAGCAGAGUACUGUGACUACACGAAGCACACAGCCUGGGGCUACUGCUAUUACAAACUCCUGGCUGAAUUCAAAGCUGAUGUGCUGGGCUGUUUCCACAAGUGCCGGAAACCUUGCAAAAUGACAGAAUACCAGCUGUCAGCUGGAUACUCUCGCUGGCCUUCUGCUGUCUCAGAGGACUGGGUUUUCUACAUGCUUUCACAACAGAACAAAUACAAUAUCACUUCCAAGAGGAACGGAGUUGCCAAAGUGAAUAUCUUUUUUGAGGAGUGGAACUACAAGACCAAUGGGGAGUCUCCAGCCUUCACGGUAGUGACUCUGCUGUCCCAGCUUGGGAACCAGUGGAGUCUCUGGUUUGGAUCCUCUGUCCUGUCUGUGAUGGAGCUUGCAGAGCUGGUUCUGGAUUUCAUUGCCAUCACCUUUAUCCUGGCGUUCCGCUGGUACCGCACUCAGCAGAAGCAGUCUCCACCGGGACCCCCUCUGCACAGUCAGGAUAACACUGCUUUCCAAGAUGAGGCACCAGCUCUCAGUGCUCCACAUCGCUUCACUGUUGAGGCUGUAGUGACCACACUGCCAUCCUACAACAGCCUGGAACCACGUGGGCCGAGCAGGGAUGGUGAGGUGGGACAUGAGUGAGGCAGCAGCUUCUCCCACUCUUCAGAUGGGUGGCAGCUGGAGCACGCUUUGUCUGCAGGGCCUGUGUUUCCUUCUUUCUGGGGUGCUGCACAUGCAUCACAGCAAAAGACUGCUCCGUGGUUGGCCUGGGCUCAUUGCUUUCACUUCUGUAGGCGAAUCCUUCAAUCUCAUAAAAUACUAUUGCUGUGGGAUCACCAGGGAUGAGAGCUGAUCUAGUGUAUGUAUGGGGGAGAUGUCCUCUCGAUUUCCUUAUGCUCUGUGCAUGUGCACACCUACAUGUGCAUGCAUGCUUUCUUUUCCGUCCAACAAGGGAAACUGCUGCCACAGUUCUGGUCUGUCAUUAAUUAAAGAGGUUUGGCAGGUGUGACUGGCCUCCUCGUGGUAUGACAAGGAACAGGAAUAGAGUCUCAGCUGGGGCACAAAUCUCUGAACAGGCUGAGCUUUGUUAAGCUUUCCCUAAACUAGUUGCUCUUUCCUCAUUGUUCAUGUCUAGCUCCGAUCCCAAGACUUUGUCACCUACCCUCUCCUCCUCCCAGGGAGAGCCUACUUGACACAAGAGCCACUGGUAUGAUUUCAAUCUGUAUUACACACAAUGCUCUGGAGAGGUGCUCGAAGCUUGCUGCCACUCCCAGGUCUGGGACGAAACACCCCCGGCAAAGUAAAGGCUCCCUUUUCAAGCUGCCUUUGUGGCAUUGGUAGAUCUUGGGUGUCCCCA
Messenger RNA from Sturnus vulgaris (Common starling), 2658 nucleotides. It is a transcript of the gene SCNN1A, whose product is annotated as sodium channel epithelial 1 subunit alpha. NCBI's taxonomy places the organism in Eukaryota, Metazoa, Chordata, Aves, Passeriformes, Sturnidae. The record is from RefSeq and is a predicted model, not a curated record. Gene Ontology annotation, cellular component: plasma membrane; sodium channel complex. Gene Ontology annotation, molecular function: ligand-gated sodium channel activity. Gene Ontology annotation, biological process: sodium ion transmembrane transport.